AUGGCUGUGUUUGUCGGUAUUGCCAGCGCCUCUCCCACUCUCCUCCAGGAGCGCCAAGGCAGUGGCGCCGCUGCCAGCGGCGAUGGACCAUACGGCGCGGUGGCAGUCUCAACCGACGCGGCUCUCGCCGAUCACUCCAUUUACAUCCCCACGGCUAGUACUGGGACAACCAAGUGGCCCGUUAUGGUAUGGGGCAAUGGCGGCUGCUCGAGCGACGGGGCCUCCAACGCUCGCUUCCUCGGUGCCGUGGCGUCGUACGGCUACCUCGUCAUUGCGUCGGGCGCACCCGGCGGCCGCAGCCAGACUGCCGCAGCUAUGAUGACGGCCUCGAUCGACUUCACCGUCAAGGUGGCGGGCACUGGCAGGUAUGCCAACGUCGACGCUACCAAAAUCAUGGCCGCCGGGUUCUCGUGCGGCGGAGUCGAGGCCAUGGCCAUGAGCUGGGACCCGCGUGUCAAGACCAUCGGCAUCUUCUCGUCGGGCCUGCUGACCAACUACACGGCCGCCUCGACGUUCACCAAGCCCGUGGUCUUCAUAAUCGGCGGUUCUGGCGAUGUUGCCUACCAAAAUGCUGAGCGCGACUUCAAGGCUCUCCCAGCGACCACACCGUCCUGGAAAGGCAACCUCCCGCUGGGCCACGGCGGAGACCUCUUCCAGCCCAACGGCGGCAAAUUUGGCCGGGCUGGCAUCGCCUGGCUGGAGUACGUGUUCAGGGGCAACGAGACUGCAAAGAGGUACUUUCUGGCCGAUGGUUACAAGGUCGACGGAUGGCAGGUUGAGACGCACGCGCUAGACCAGCUGAAGCCAUUCAUCUAG
This is a messenger RNA of Lasiosphaeria miniovina, 816 nucleotides long. RefSeq lists its product as uncharacterized. The transcript has 4 exons. The record is from RefSeq and is a predicted model, not a curated record. The coding region runs from base 1 to 816 and encodes 271 amino acids. Lineage: Eukaryota; Fungi; Ascomycota; Sordariomycetes; Sordariales; Lasiosphaeriaceae.